Molecule: messenger RNA, 1004 nt
Organism: Nicotiana tabacum (common tobacco)
Lineage: Eukaryota; Viridiplantae; Streptophyta; Magnoliopsida; Solanales; Solanaceae
Source: RefSeq, a predicted model, not a curated record
GAUGCUUUUCGGGACGCCAAAGCAAAUGGUUUUAAUGUGACGGUUAUCAAGAAAGGGCAGCUGCAGCUCAAUGUGGACCAGACAUUGGAAGAGGUGGAGGAAGCUAUCACGGAUAUUGGAAGUAAGAUAUACCAUGACAAAAUCAUGCGUGAACGCUCUUUGGAUGUAUCUACAGUAAUGAAGGGUCUAUUUGGUACUGGAAAACCUAUGAAGAAGAGGAGGAGGUCACGGAAGAAGCUAAAAAAGCCCAGUUCUAAAUAGCUGUCUUCUCAGGAGGAACUUAAAGGCAGACUGGCAGAGGCAGCCCCUGUUAAUUGAUUCUUCAUUACUGAGGAAAUGUUAUGUACUUUGAGAAAUUAAAAAGAGAGCUCUAAAUCGGUUUCUGUUUUUUCCUCCAAUUGGACGCUUUUCUUAUGUUCCCCGAGGUUGAGCCUGUUUUUUAGUCAAAUGGGAGAUCGUGAGGGCGUAUUUUCAGCUGCUGAGUAGUUCCUCAACCUUUGACAGGCUGGCUAUUAUGGGAACUCAGUUGCCUAGUUUCUAUUAGUCAAUAACGUUAUAUCAUGGACCUAGAGUCGUUCUAAACACAACGUACUGCAUGUGGGGGGGUGUUCACAGUUAGCUCAGAUGGUACCGCUCUUUGAAUUGUGAUGGGCAUUUGAAAUUUGAGCCUGAAGCAACGAGUUGAAUAAGGUGACCCUUGUUCAUUAUCAUUUGUUUCUUCCCCCGGUAAAGGUGCUCAAAGAUGAGUUCCAUAGUAUAUAUUCAGUUGCUGCAAUUAUCCUAGAAUGAAUAAUUAGGAAUCCUUCCGCAGCUUAAAGACUGCAUGGAAUUUUUUUUGUAUUUAUGAUGGUUUAGUGACUUCCCUCUGUGCAUCUCUAGACACCUCCCUGAUGUGGAUGUUUGUGUAAUUAUAUCAAAACUGUUAAAGCACUUCUCUGAAAAAUCACAUUAUUAAAAGUAGAAAGUUUACUGUGAUUUAGAGGUCUGUGUUGACUCAGUUUGCA